Molecule: messenger RNA, 1726 nt
Organism: Raphanus sativus (radish)
Lineage: Eukaryota; Viridiplantae; Streptophyta; Magnoliopsida; Brassicales; Brassicaceae
Product: UPF0496 protein At4g34320
Exons: 2
Coding region: 390-1529 (379 amino acids)
Source: RefSeq, a predicted model, not a curated record
UAAGUAGAGAGAGAGAGAGAGUAAACGUUUGCUUCUCGCAUUAUACAAUGCCCUAAUUCUCAUCAUCAUCAUGCGUGCAAGCCAUUUUUCAUUUCCUUUAACGAUUCUCAUUCUUACUCUCUUCAAGCUUCUUCUUUCUUCUUUCUUAAUUAUUUUCUCCUUUAUUCCCGGAAAAUUAUCUCUGUUGUUGUUCUCUCUGAUAAGCCCGACCAAGUCUAUCCUCUUUCUCACUAAUCAUUUCCCUUACAACUUCUUUCAUUAAUCUCCCUUUAAAACCAAACCUUUUGUUUCAGUUUACAGAUUCUUCAAUCUCUCUACGUUCAUUUCCAUGUUAAAGAACUUUUCUAUUCAUAUUUUCAGAUAAUUAUUUGAGUUCCAAGAGAAAGAAGAUGGGAAACCAAACAAGCAAGAAGUCACGUGAUACAUCGUCUAAGACCACCACAACGACGAGCAUGCACUACACAACUGAGCUGAGAUCGUACGAGGCUGCUUGUAAAGCAGACACGGAGCUACAGUCUUUCGACACGUGCAUGCAGGCACGGACAAGUCACGUGAUAAGCACGCUAGCCACGGGUGUUGAGGUUCGAGCGCUCUCGUUCGAUUCCCUCAAAGAAGUCACCGAGUGUUUGCUUGAGAUGAAUCAAGAAGUGGUGAAAGUGAUUUUGGAUUGUAAGAAAGAUAUAUGGAAGAAUCAAGAACUGUUUGAGCUCGUUGAAGAUUACUUUGAGAAUAGCUUGAAGACUCUUGACUUCUGUGCUGCUUUGGAGAAAGGUUUGAGAAAGGCACGUGAUAGUCAGCUUUUGAUUCUUGUUGCUCUUCAGCAGUUUGAAGACGAGAGCCUCGCUGAAGGUGGGAAUGGAUUCGAGAAGACACUUGAAGAGCUGAAGAAUUUCAAAGAGGCAGAGUCUCCUUUCAAUGAAGACUUCUUCAAGCUGUUCCAAUCUGUCUACAAACACCAGAUGCUGAUGCUUGAGAAGCUGCAAAAUCGCAAGAACAAGCUUGACAAGAAGCUCAAAUCCAUCCACACAUGGAGAAAACUCUCCAACAUCAUCUUCGUGGCUACAUUCGCCACUGUACUCAUCUGCUCAGUCGUGGCUGCGGCCAUGGCGGCUCCUCCCGUGGCUGCGGCUCUGGCUGCAGCUACAGCUAUACCGCUGGGAUCAAUGGGGAAAUGGGUUGAUUCCCUGUGGAAAAACUAUGAGAAUGCACUCAAGGGACAGAAAGAGGUGAUCAGCUCCAUGCAGGCAGGGACGUAUGUGGCGGUUAAGGACUUGGAUAACAUCAGGGUUCUGAUUGAACGGUUGGAGAUUGAGAUCAAGGGGAUGGUGAUGUGUGCGGAGUUCGCUGUGGAGCAUGAAGCAGUGAAGAUUGGGAUUGAUGAGAUUAAGAAGAAGCUGGAGGUGUUUAAGAAGAAUGUGGAGGAGUUGGGGGUUCAAGCUGAUUUGUGUAGCAGAGAUAUCAGAAGGGCAAGGACUGUGAUACUGCAGAGGAUCAUCAAGCAUCCCAACCAUGCUAGUAGCAGCACCUGAAAACACACAAGCAAACACAAAAGGAACUCGGUUGUUCUCUUCAGCUUGGUGCUGCAAAUAAUGAUAUGUUUGAAGACUCUCUAUAAAGAAUAGUACAGAUUCUUUCUUGAGUUUAUUCUCAAUGUUUAAUAACUCAACUGCUGCAUUUCUGUAUUCUUUGAUUAUUGAAAACAAUGAAAAUAUAAGUAUUCUUUUCA